Messenger RNA from Zophobas morio, 802 nucleotides. RefSeq names its product proteasome subunit alpha type-7-like. The transcript is spliced from 7 exons. Gene Ontology annotation, biological process: proteasomal protein catabolic process; ubiquitin-dependent protein catabolic process. Bases 3 to 767 code for a protein of 254 amino acids. Gene Ontology annotation, cellular component: proteasome core complex; nucleus; proteasome core complex, alpha-subunit complex. Lineage: Eukaryota; Metazoa; Arthropoda; Insecta; Coleoptera; Tenebrionidae. The record is from RefSeq and is a predicted model, not a curated record.
AGAUGGUGUCUGGGUAUGAUAGCGCGAUAACGAUUUUCUCGCCUGAUGGGCAUUUAUUUCAGGUUGAAUAUGCGUUGGAGGCCGUUCGUAAAGGAAAUAAUGCUGUCGCUGUUCGUGGAAAUAAUCUUUGUGCUCUUGGAAUUGAAAAGAAAGCUCUUGCAAAACUACAGGAUUCCCGAACAGUGCGGAAGAUUUGUUUACUUGAUGAUCACAUUUGUAUGACUUUUGCUGGCCUCACGGCGGACGGGCGGAUAUUAGCCAAUAAGGCUCGACUCGAGUGCCAGAAUCACAAACUUACUUUGGAAGAUUCCGCUUCAGUGGAGUAUAUAGCUCGUCAUAUUUCAGGAAUCCAACAAAGUUACACCCAAAGCGGUGGCGUCCGGCCGUUUGGCGUCUCCACGUUGAUUGUAGGAUUCGAUUCGGACGGGCGAUCUCGAUUGUUUACCACUGAGCCUUCGGGCUCUCACUCUGAAUGGAAGGCGAAUGCUAUUGGUCCGAACUCAUCUACGAUUCGCGAGUUUUUGGAGAAAAAUUAUAAUGAAAAAGUUUCUGCUAGCGAUCAGGAAGUCGUUAAACUUACAAUAAAGUCUUUAUUGGAAGUCGUCCAGUCGAACAGUAAAAAUAUUGAAGUUGCUGGGAUUUCUCGAACUGAUGGGUUCAAAAUAGUGGAAGCGGACAUCGUUGAGGGUAUUAUUAAAGAAAUUGAAUCCGAAAGGGAAGCGGAGGCCGCUAAAAAGAAACUGAGAAGACCAACAGAUGGAAGCUAAAACUUUAUAUUUAUUAUAAAUAAUGUUAAUGACUA